AUGGAGGUGUUCGGUGGAAAUGAGAUCAAAAUAACAAAGGCUGGCCAAAGGUAUCUAGGCGCAGCAAUCGGCACGGUGGACUUCAAAACCGAUCAUGGAAUGGGAAAGAGGCGACGACGACAAAGACGACAAAGUGACAACGACAAAGGUGACGCCGACAAAGGCGACGACAAAGACGACAACCGUGACAACGGCGAUAAAUGUGACAACCGCGACAACAGCGAUAAAUGUGACAACAGCGACGACAAGGGCGACAACAACGACGACAAAGGCGACAAAAAUAACGACAAAGGCGACAACGACAAGUGUGACAGCAACAACAAAGACGACGACAACGACGACGACGAGAAAGGCGACAACAACGACGGCAGUGAAAACGAUAAAUGCCUAGUACGGCGACUUCAAAGGCGACAAGACGACAUAGGCGACACAAAAAAUGGUUAUGACAAGAGCACCAUAGAGGUGAAAAUGUUCCCUCAACUCCUCAGGUACACAGCUGAAGCUAAUUGGCUCAGAAUGACGUUUACACCCGAUAAUACUCCUGUAACACAACCAGGAUCUAGACAAACUCUGUCCACGCCCUUCGCCUCAAGUCACGCAGCCUUCCCUAAUAACCUUCCCGUAUACAAGAACAAGUGUGGCCACCAGAUGCCUCCGUCACCGUCGCCGGGGUCGUUCUUGGUACAACAAGAUCCGCAUGAAUCCACCACUUUAAAGCACUUUGAGAGUCGCAAUAUAUCGGGGGUGAAAGAAAGAGAAGAAACACGAGACACAGAACAAAAUGAAAAAAACCGGGAGAAAGAAAAUGGAACAGAGAAUGGAGAGGGCAGGAGAUGA
Homarus americanus (American lobster) is the source of this 837-nucleotide messenger RNA. RefSeq lists its product as uncharacterized. Lineage: Eukaryota; Metazoa; Arthropoda; Malacostraca; Decapoda; Nephropidae. The coding region runs from base 1 to 837 and encodes 278 amino acids. The record is from RefSeq and is a predicted model, not a curated record. The transcript has 6 exons.